AUGAUUGAAUAUACUCCAGCUGAUUAAAUUGAUGAUUACUUUUUGUUUAAGAAUUAUUAGAUGAAUUCAUUCCUUAAUAUUGCAAUUGUAAUUAGUCACUACCUUAAAGAAAUUAUUAUUUAUUGGUAACAUGCCUUUUCGAGGGAUCCUAAGAGGAAAAUUUUCAAUUUUAUUUAUUUUUAGAGUAUCACUACUUUAUCGAUUAGAAUUUUAGAUAGACUCUAAAUAUAUUGUUAUUCUAUUCCCAAAUUCUUAGGAAAUACUAAUUUCAUCUUGAUGCUAGAUUUUAUUAUGCGUUUCAUGAUCUUCGUGAUGAUUGAAGAUUCUUUAAAUUCUCAAAUUUUUCUCAUGAACAAUGAUCUCUCUUGGUAGGAAUAAAACAAUUAAUUUUUAACAAGAAAUUCUUUAUCUGGUUUAUAGGUAAGAAAAUGCAAUCGUUAAUUAGAUGAUAUCCUUAACAUGCUACACAAUUAAUAGAUAGAUCUUAAUAAUGAAAUAAAAUCUUGUUUCACAUUUCACAAUAUUUUUGGAAGUCCAUAAUAAACCUUUCCAACAUUUCUAAAUUGUUUUAUUAGUUUUGUUUCAAUACGAUUUUUUUCCCCCUUCUGGAUUAUAAAAAUUGAAUUUUCAUUAGUAGAUUUUGAUUAGAAAAUGAUUUUCUGGGAGUAAUUCACUAAAUAUUCAUACUGCAAACGAUUUGAUGAAUUGUAGACGAUUGAUAAUUCUUAUUGA
Molecule: messenger RNA, 732 nt
Organism: Paramecium tetraurelia
Lineage: Eukaryota; Ciliophora; Oligohymenophorea; Peniculida; Parameciidae
Exons: 2
Source: RefSeq, a predicted model, not a curated record